AUGCCUGGCUCUUUCACCCCGUUGCGCGGCAAACACGGGCGUUCCAAGUCGGGCGUGCCGGCCGAGGAGGCUACCCUACUCGUCGGCUGGGUUGCCCGGGAGAGCAACGUGGUGGACCGCCUGCUGAACAAGCGAUAUGCGGCGCUCUACCCGAGCACGUUUGUGACCUACCGGCGGGAGACGGACGACAGCCCCUCCAAGGUGUGGCCCAUCAGCGCCGACACCACCGUCAGCGAGGUGCAGGCGGCCACCUACAACCUGCGCCACAAGCACACCAGCACCCUCAUGGCGGUGGCGCGAGGAAAGUACGACCAAGUGGAGAUGCACGGCUUCUCCAUCACCUGGCAGAGCUACCAGGCGGGCGGUGACGUGCUGAAGCUGGCCUUUGACACCCGCUCCGACAGCAGCCUGUCUGACGCCUCUGUCACCAGCAGCAUGCUGGAGGCUGCGCCGCCGACGCAGUCGAUGGAACCUCGCCGCCGCGUGACGUACGAGACGUCACGGGGCGAGGAGGAGCAGGAGGGCGCGGCCGCGGCGCCCGACGGCGGCGGCGGCCGCGGCGACGGCGCCGCCCGCCGCAGCCGCGCGUGGGCCAGCGUGCUGCACGUCAACGGCGUGGCGGUGUAUGUGGAGGAGCAAGAUGCUGAGGGGGAGGGCGGGGCCAUCAUGGUGAGAGGGGAGAAAGUGAUGGCGGCGGUGGUGGUGGUGGUUGUGGCGGUGGCGGUGGUGGUGGUGAGCGCUGUGGUGCGCGCGCCGCCCAGCGACGUGCUGCGGAACCUGGUGCAGCAGCGCAAGGCGGAGGGGCUGGGGGUGCUGAUGGGGGCGCGGGUGGUGGAGCGCAUCGACGCCAACACCCAGAUCAUCGCGCAGCAGUGGAAGCCCACAGGGGCGGCGGGAGGGCUGUGCGCGCCUCGCGAGGUGGUACUGCUGCGCACCUGGCGGCAGGACCGCGAGGACGAGACGUACGUCAUCCUGUACCAGAGCGUGGAGCACAGGGCGGUACCGCGGGCUCGCGGCGGCGGCUGGUACAAGCCCGUGCGCGUGGAGGCCGCGGGCUUCACCGUGUCGCCUCUGAUGAGCAAGUAUGUGCGGCGGGGCGGCAGCGAGGAGUCCCAGGAGUCGCUGGUGACGCUGGGCGGCAUGCUGGGCAGGCUGACGGCGCCGCUUUCCUCCCUGGCCAUGCGGUCUGUGCUGGAGCCGGUGGUGACGAGCGUGGUGAUUCUGCGGGACAAGGUGGAGCAGGACAGAUUCGUGGUCAGGCCGCUGUCCAUGACGGCGGGCGAGGAGGCGGCGGCGGAGGCCGAGGAGCGGAGCGUGAAGGCGCAGGCGUCCCACCGCCGCAUGCUGCAGCGCACCACCACCAUGCUGGCGUACCGCAAGGAACCCCUGGUGGUAUCCCAGCAGCUCGCGGCACAGGCGGUGGCGGCAGGCGCGCCGGCCACGCCUCCGGCCGGCCCCCUGCCCGCGCUGGCAGAGGAGGAGGUGGAGGGGGCGACCGAGGCGGCGGCAGCGGAGCGUGAGGCUGCCGACGCUUGGGCCGUGGGCGGUACCUGCCUGUCGCAGUACUGGUCCUGCCCAGGCGACUGCGGGUUCAAGGUGCGGGGGCCCGCCUACCUGGCAGACAAGAAGAAAGUUGCGGCCACGCCCCCCAUGUUUGAGCUGGUGGCCACCGACCUGCUGCAGCUGGAGGACCAUCUGCACAGCCCCGCGCCGUUCAUCUUCUGCGUGCAACUCAUGGUGCCGUGCGUGCCGCCCAUCUCCCUGGUCGCCUCCUGGGCCUCCCCCACGCCCGUGGUGGGCAGGGCCCCCGCGGAGCUGAUCGCCGAGUAUGAGCAGAAGCAGGGGCCCGCCUCGGACUCUGUGCGCGCUUUCUUCCACGCCCUCACCGACUUCCUGGAGGGCGACGGCAAGGAGGCUGAUGCGCGGCGCAACAAGAAGUUCAAGCUCAUCCCCAACAUCGCCAAGGGCUCCUGGAUCAUCCGCCAGUCUGUGGGCACCACGCCGGUCAUCCUUGGACAGAAGCUAACAACCAAGUACAGCCGGGGGCCCAACUACUUUGAGGUGGAUGUCGACAUCAGCAGCAGCAGCGUGGCAGCCAGCGUGACCAACCUGGUGGCAGGUGCCACCAAGUCUCUGACCAUCGACAUGGGGGUGCUCAUCGAGGGCCAGUCUGGGGAGACGCUGCCGGAGCAGCUGCUGGGCACCAUGCGCCUGGACAAGCUGGACCUCAAGUCUGCGGCCUACCUGGACGAGGGGACGGGCCGCGUGAUGCGGGCCAGUGACAUGUGA
Messenger RNA from Chlorella variabilis, 2289 nucleotides. RefSeq lists its product as hypothetical. The transcript has 19 exons. Bases 1 to 2289 code for a protein of 762 amino acids. NCBI's taxonomy places the organism in Eukaryota, Viridiplantae, Chlorophyta, Trebouxiophyceae, Chlorellales, Chlorellaceae. The record is from RefSeq and is a predicted model, not a curated record. Gene Ontology annotation, molecular function: lipid binding.